AUGCUGGCUGAUCAAAAGGAAGCUGAAUCCAGGAGACAAGCUUCGAUUCAAAUCCAGGCUGCCCUCGAGCAACAGAAUAAGGAUAUCGCAGAACGUCAAUCUGUUGUCAUGGCGGACUUGGCAGAUGCUGAAACAGCGGUCAAAGAGGCCCAAGCCGCCGUCAGUAACAUCAAGAAGCAGCACUUGAUCGAAGUCAGGUUGAUGGCCAACCCCCCUGAGGCCGUCAAGUUAGCCAUGAAAUCUGUUUGCACGAUCUUAGGACACCGUCUCGGGGAAUGGAAAUCUGUUCAAGGAAUCAUCAAGAACUCAGGCUUCAUUGAGAGCAUCAUGAAGUUUGAUGCUAAAGAGAAAAUGACUCACCAGCUCCGUGAGAAGAUGAAAGCCGACUUCCUGUCCAGAACUAUGUUUAAUUUCGAUACUGUUAACCGAGCAAGUAAGGCUUGUGGCCCGUUAUGCAAAUGGGUCAUCGCCCAGGUCAAGUUCUCCAAAAUCUUACAUAAAGUCGGCCUACUUUGUCAUGAAAUCAAUUUGUUGGAAGAACAGGCGGCUACCACUCAAGAAAAAGCGGCAACUAUUGUGACGAUGAUUGCGGAGCUUGAGGGUAGUAUUGCGAGAUACAAACCUGAAUACGCUACGUUGAUUGGUGAAACUGAAGCAAUCAAGCGGGAGAUGAAUUGGGUCGAGUCCAAAGUAGAGCGCAGUAUGACUUUCCUAGAAAGCUUAGGAUCUGAAAAGACUCAAUGGGGGGCCGGGAGUGCUACCUUUGACACCCAAAUGAGCAAUGUUGAAUAA
Puccinia triticina is the source of this 792-nucleotide messenger RNA. RefSeq lists its product as uncharacterized. The coding region runs from base 1 to 792 and encodes 263 amino acids. The transcript has a single exon. Gene Ontology annotation, molecular function: dynein light intermediate chain binding; dynein intermediate chain binding; minus-end-directed microtubule motor activity. Gene Ontology annotation, cellular component: dynein complex. Lineage: Eukaryota; Fungi; Basidiomycota; Pucciniomycetes; Pucciniales; Pucciniaceae. The record is from RefSeq and is a predicted model, not a curated record. Gene Ontology annotation, biological process: microtubule-based movement.